This is a messenger RNA of Echinops telfairi (small Madagascar hedgehog), 972 nucleotides long. RefSeq names its product olfactory receptor 14A16-like. The coding region runs from base 1 to 972 and encodes 323 amino acids. Gene Ontology annotation, biological process: G protein-coupled receptor signaling pathway. The record is from RefSeq and is a predicted model, not a curated record. Gene Ontology annotation, molecular function: odorant binding; G protein-coupled receptor activity; olfactory receptor activity. The transcript has a single exon. NCBI's taxonomy places the organism in Eukaryota, Metazoa, Chordata, Mammalia, Afrosoricida, Tenrecidae. Gene Ontology annotation, cellular component: membrane.
AUGGUCAACCUGACUUCUUUGGUGACUGAGUUCAUCCUCAUGGGAUUUUCAGAUAUCAGAGAUUACCAAAUCAUGCAUGCAACGCUCUUCUUCCUCAUUUACUUAAUAGCGCUGCUGGGUAACCUCACCAUCAUUAUUCUCACCACCUCAGACCAGCACCUCAACAGUCCCAUGUACUUCUUUCUGAAGACCUUGUCAUUGCUGGACCUCUGCUUCAUCUCUGUCACAGUUCCCAGGGCCAUCGUUCAUUCUUUGACCCAAAAUGGUACCAUAUCCUUUCUGGGGUGUGUGGCACAAGUCUUUUUGGUUGUUCUGUUUGCUUGUGCUGAGCUGGCCUUGCUCACAGUCAUGUCUUAUGAUCGAUAUGUGGCCAUUUGCCACCCGCUACAUUAUCAAGUAGUCUUGAAAAAGGAGGCUUGUGAGACAAUGGUGGUUGCUUCCUGGCUCAGUGGGGUUGCUUCUGGGUUCUUGAAUACAUCUGUGACUUUCUCAUUACCAUUUUGUGGGUCAAAUUUUGUCCAUCAGUUCUUCUGUGAGAUCCCAUCUUUACUCAAACUCUCCUGCUCAGAGAAGUAUCUUGCUGAGAUUGGGGCCAUAAUUGUCACAACAUCCUUAGGAUUUGUGUGUUUUAUUUCCAUUAUGGUUUCUUACAUUCACAUCUUCUCCACAGUUCUACGAAUUGCAUCAGUGGAAAGCAGGUCAAAAGCCUUUUCGACCUGCAUCCCUCACCUUGUGGUCGUUACUGUUUUCCUUACUACAGGUUCGGUAGCCUACCUGAAGCCAGUGUCAGAGGUCCCUUCAGUUUGGGAUCUGCUGGUGUCUGUCUUCUACACCGUUGUGCCACCCACCCUAAACCCCAUCAUCUACAGCCUGAAGAACAAGGACAUGCAAACUGCCUUCUGGAAAAUGUUGAGAAGGAUGAUCAUGUUACAAAAAACAACCAAAAAACAACCACACAGGCAAUCUACUUAA